This is a messenger RNA of Colletotrichum higginsianum IMI 349063, 966 nucleotides long. RefSeq names its product HORMA domain-containing protein. The transcript is spliced from 2 exons. The record is from RefSeq and is a predicted model, not a curated record. NCBI's taxonomy places the organism in Eukaryota, Fungi, Ascomycota, Sordariomycetes, Glomerellales, Glomerellaceae. Gene Ontology annotation, cellular component: zeta DNA polymerase complex. The coding region runs from base 1 to 966 and encodes 321 amino acids.
AUGUCGCAUCUGGGUUCAUCGCGCGUGUCUUUCUCGGCCAUUCUCCAUCUCUUCCCUAGCCGCUCGACAGUUCAAGAUCCAUUCACUUACAGCAACGGCUCUGGUACGCUGUUCAAAAGCGCCGCCCUUGUCAGCUCCCUCCAGUUUGAACCGCUUUUUCAACUUGACGCGUCCAUCGCUACUCUGCCCACCAUGUCUUCAACUUCAGAUGCACCCUCUGCCCCUCCGGUGUCCAUCCCGCGCCCGCAGGCAAACACUAUCUUGACAUCCUUCACAUCAUUCCUCACCCUGACUGUACACACUAUACUGUACCACAGACGCCUCUAUCCGCAGCAGACCUUUCUUAUGACCAAAGCCCACAACCUUCCAGUCCCCCAGUCCCGCCAUCCAGUUCUCUGCGAUUGGAUCAACUCGGCCGUCGCUGCGAUUCAAGAUCAGCUUGCUAUCGGCGCAGCCUCCAAAGUAUGCGUCGUCAUUCACGCCCAUGAGACGAUGGCUGUCAUCGAGAGAUGGGUUUUCGAUGUCACCAACUUCCCGGCCUGGGCUACAGGCAAGGGCAAGGAGAAGAUCGGUAUGGGACAGAGGUUCCAGCGAAGGGAGGAAGACGACGACGAUGGGUCUGUCAACUGGGUUGACGUGAACGAGGCGUAUCGUGGUGCUCUGAGACGUCUCGCGUACGCUGCGGAGAUGAAGGGACCUCUGCCAGAGGGAUGCACGUUCACCAUGGCCGUUGAGCUCAGGGACGAGGCGCCGGCGCCAAUAGGGCACCCGCAACCUUGGAUUCCUUCCGAGCCUUCGCUCCAACCCGCCUCAAGGACGAAUCCAGUGCCGGGCGUGUGCAUAGGUGGCGCCUCCACCACGCCGCUGCGCUCCGUCGAGGCCGGCCCUCUCUUCUUCGAAUGCUGGAUCGAGGAAAGCAAGCCGCCGUCCUCGCCCCAUUCUACCCAAGACUCGUACUUCUCGUGA